Messenger RNA from Porites evermanni, 697 nucleotides. The record is from the annotation of a GenBank genome assembly. NCBI's taxonomy places the organism in Eukaryota, Metazoa, Cnidaria, Anthozoa, Scleractinia, Poritidae.
AUGUUGUGUGGGAGUCACGUUGGGAGGGCGCAUGGUAAAAGGCUUGAAGAGUUAAAAACCAUGUCUUUAUUUAGUGAAGGGUUCAUCGCCUUGCACAAAUCAGACUUUCCUGCAGUUAAAUCAGUGAAGUGCUGUUGUGCUGGCAAAAAGCAUACUGUUGUUGCUAAAAAGGAGAAACCUGUUUGUGGUUGUAUUGGCCAGGGCUUUAUACAAAAUGCCAAAUGGAACCAUUACUGUGCAUUAGUUGAUCCUGGAACUAGCCCUGAUAAAUACAGAGAAACUAUGCUGACUCUUGGCAAAUACCAUAACAGGGACAUUCAUGAGUGGGAAGGGAGAUUUUGUUCUUUUUGUCCUUUGGUUAAAUGUAGUUGUAAGGAGUGCAAGGCAGGUGAGAAUGGGUUUUAACCAGACAUGAAAUGCCAAGGACAGCCAUAUCACUCUGCUCAUGCCUGGAAAUGUGACCUUCAUGGACUUGCAUAUGAGAGAAUGUGCUAAGAGGGCAAACAAUGCAGAAAAGGUAAUAGAUCCUGAGUUAGGAAAGGGUCAUUCAAAUCUUCCCGAAUCGAUAUUCAGUGUCCUAACUAAAUUUCACGCCAAGGACACCAACCUGCAUCAAAAGAACUAUCAGACAUCCACAAAUCUUGGACUUCUGCAAGCAAGCAUGACGUGGUGCUUCCAGAAUAAAGAACCACAUUAA